ACGACGAAGGCGACGGCGGCGGCGGCGGCGGCGGAGCAGCGGUGGGUCGGUGUCUGCGCGCUGGUGUCUGAGGCCCAGGCUGAGGCCUCCGCGGUUGCCGGAGCGCAGGCGGCGGAGAGGAUGACUGCCGCUGCUGUUCUCUUCUGAGAUAGAGAGCCGCCACCACCCUGCCCCCUCCCCCGGCAGGGCGGAGAGGAGCGGCCAGAGUCUGAGCCAUGGUGCCUGGCGAGGAGAACCAACUGGUCCCGAAAGAGGAUGUGUUUUGGAGGUGCAGACAAAAUAUCUUUGAUGAAAUGAAGAAGAAAUUUUUACAGAUAGAAAAUGCUGCUGAAGAACCUAGAGUUUUAUGUAUAAUACAGGAUACUACUAAUUCAAAGACAGUGAAUGAACGGAUCACUUUAAAUUUACCAGCUUCUACUCCACUCAGGAAGCUCUUUGAAGAUGUGGCCAACAAAGUAGGCUACAUAAAUGGAACCUUUGAUUUAGUGUGGGGAAAUGGAAUCAAUACUGCUGAUAUGGCUCCACUGGACCAUACCAGUGACAAGUCUCUUCUUGAUGCUAAUUUUGAGCCAGGAAAGAAGAACUUUCUGCAUUUGACAGAUAAAGAUGGUGAACAGCCUCAAAUACUACUGGAGGAUUCCAGUGCUGGGGAUGAUAGUGUCCAUGACCGGUUUAUAGGUCCACUUCCAAGAGAAGGUUCUGUGGGCUCUACCAGUGAUUAUGUCAGCCAAAACUACUCCUAUUCAUCUAUUUUGAAUAAAUCAGAAACUGGAUACGUGGGAUUAGUAAACCAAGCAAUGACUUGCUAUUUGAAUAGCCUUUUGCAGACACUUUUUAUGACUCCUGAAUUUAGGAAUGCAUUAUAUAAGUGGGAAUUUGAAGAAUCUGAAGAAGACCCAGUGACAAGUAUCCCAUACCAACUCCAAAGGCUUUUUGUUUUGUUACAGACCAGCAAAAAGAGAGCAAUUGAAACCACAGAUGUUACAAGGAGCUUUGGAUGGGAUAGUAGUGAGGCUUGGCAGCAGCAUGAUGUACAAGAACUGUGCAGAGUCAUGUUUGAUGCUUUGGAACAGAAAUGGAAACAAACAGAACAGGCUGAUCUUAUAAAUGAACUAUAUCAAGGCAAGCUGAAGGACUACGUGAGGUGUCUGGAAUGUGGUUAUGAGGGCUGGAGAAUCGACACGUACCUUGAUAUUCCGUUGGUCAUCCGGCCUUAUGGGUCCAGUCAAGCAUUUGCUAGUGUGGAAGAAGCAUUGCAUGCAUUUAUUCAGCCAGAGAUCCUGGAUGGCCCAAAUCAAUAUUUUUGUGAACGUUGUAAGAAGAAAUGUGAUGCACGAAAGGGUCUUCGGUUUUUGCAUUUCCCUUAUCUGCUGACCUUACAGUUGAAAAGGUUUGAUUUUGAUUAUACAACAAUGCACAGGAUUAAAUUGAAUGAUCGGAUGACAUUUCCUGAGGAGCUAGAUAUGAGUACAUUUAUUGAUGUUGAAGAUGAGAAAUCCCCUCAGACUGAGAGUUGCACUGACAGUGGGGCAGAAAAUGAAGGCAGUUGUCACAGUGAUCAGAUGAGCAAUGAUUUCUCGAAUGAUGAUGGUGUCGAUGAAGGGAUCUGCCUUGAAAGUAAUAGUGGAACUGAAAAGAUUUCAAAACCUGGACUUGAGAAGAAUUCCUUGAUCUAUGAGCUCUUCUCCGUUAUGGUUCAUUCAGGGAGUGCUGCUGGUGGCCAUUACUAUGCUUGUAUAAAGUCAUUCAGCGAUGAACAGUGGUACAGCUUCAAUGAUCAGCACGUCAGCAGGAUAACCCAAGAGGACAUUAAGAAAACACAUGGUGGAUCUUCAGGAAGCAGAGGAUAUUACUCAAGUGCUUUUGCAAGCUCCACAAAUGCAUAUAUGCUGAUAUAUAGACUGAAGGAUCCAGCACGAAAUGCAAAAUUUCUAGAAGUAGAUGAAUAUCCAGAACAUAUUAAAAACUUGGUGCAGAGAGAAAGAGAAUUAGAAGAACAAGAAAAAAGGCAACGAGAAAUUGAGCGCAAUACAUGCAAGAUAAAAUUAUUCUGUUUGCAUCCUGUGAAACAAGUAAUGAUGGAGAAUAAAUUGGAGGUUCAUAAGGAUAAGACAUUAAAGGAAGCAGUAGAGAUGGCUUAUAAGAUGAUGGAUUUAGAAGAGGUCAUACCCAUGGAUUGCUGUCGCCUUGUUAAAUAUGACGAGUUUCAUGAUUAUCUUGAACGAUCGUAUGAAGGAGAAGAAGAUACACCUAUGGGACUUCUGCUAGGAGGAGUCAAGUCAACAUACAUGUUUGAUCUGCUGUUGGAGACGAGAAAGCCUGAUCAAGUUUUCCAAUCUUAUAAACCUGGAGAAGUGAUGGUGAAAGUUCAUGUUGUUGAUCUUAAGGCAGAAUCUGUAGCUGCUCCUGUCACCGUUCGUGCUUACUUAAAUCAAACAGUCACAGAGUUCAAACAACUUAUUUCAAAGGCCAUCUACUUACCUGCUGAAACAAUGCGGAUAGUGCUGGAACGCUGCUACAAUGAUCUGCGUCUUCUCACUGUGCCCAGUAAGACCCUGAAAGCUGAAGGCUUUUUUAGAAGUAACAAGGUGUUUGUUGAAAGUUCUGAGACUUUGGAUUACCAGAUGGCCUUUGCAGACUCUCAUUUGUGGAAACUCCUGGAUCGUCAUGCAAAUACGAUCAGAUUAUUUGUUUUGUUACCUGAACAGUCCCCAGGAUCUUAUUCCAAAAGGACAGCAUGCCAGAAAGCUGGGGGCGAUUCUGGUAAUGUAGAAGAUGACUGUGAAAGAGUUAAAGGACCUGCGGGGAGCCUAAAGUCUGUGGAUGCUAUUCUAGAAGAAAGCACUGAAAAACUCAAAAGCUUGUCACUACAGCAGCAGCAAGAUGGAGAUAAUGGGGACAGCAGCAAAAGUACUGAGACAAGUGACUUUGAAAACAUAGAAUCACCUCUCAAUGAGAGGGACUCUUCAGCGUCAGUGGACAAUAGAGAACUUGAACAGCACAUUCAGACUUCUGAUCCUGAAAAUUUUCAGUCUGAAGAACGGUCAGACUCAGAUGUGAAUAAUGACAGGAGUACAAGUUCAGUGGACAGUGACAUUCUUAGCUCCAGUCAUAGCAGUGACACUUUGUGCAAUGCAGAUAAUGCUCAGAUUCCUUUGGCUAAUGGACUUGACUCUCAUAGCAUCACGAGUAGUAGAAGAACUAAAGCAAAUGAAGGGAAAAAAGAGACAUGGGACACAGCAGAAGAAGACUCUGGAACUGAUAGUGAAUACGAUGAGAGUGGCAAGAGCAGGGGAGAAAUACAGUACAUGUAUUUCAAAGCAGAACCCUAUGCUGCAGACGAAGGUUCUGGGGAAGGACAUAAAUGGUUGAUGGUGCAUGUUGAUAAAAGAAUUACUCUGGCCGCUUUCAAACAACAUUUAGAGCCCUUUGUUGGAGUUUUGUCCUCUCACUUCAAGGUCUUUCGAGUGUAUGCCAGCAAUCAAGAGUUUGAGAGCGUCCGACUGAAUGAGACACUUUCAUCAUUUUCAGAUGACAAUAAGAUUACAAUUAGACUGGGGAGAGCACUUAAAAAAGGAGAAUACAGAGUUAAAGUGUACCAGCUUCUGGUCAAUGAGCAAGAGCCAUGCAAGUUUCUGCUAGAUGCUGUGUUUGCUAAAGGAAUGACUGUACGGCAAUCAAAAGAGGAAUUAAUUCCUCAACUCAGGGAGCAGUGUGGUUUAGAGCUCAGUAUUGACAGAUUUCGUCUAAGGAAAAAAACAUGGAAGAAUCCUGGCACUGUCUUUUUGGAUUACCAUAUUUAUGAAGAAGAUAUUAACAUCUCCAGCAACUGGGAGGUUUUCCUUGAAGUUCUUGAUGGGGUGGAGAAGAUGAAAUCCAUGUCACAGCUUGCAGUUCUGUCAAGAAGGUGGAGACCUUCAGAAAUGAAGCUGGAUCCCUUCCAGGAGGUUGUGUUGGAAAGCAGUAGUGUUGAUGAGCUGCGAGAGAAGCUUUCUGAAAUCAGUGGCAUUCCUUUGGAAGAUAUUGAAUUUGCCAAGGGUAGAGGAACUUUUCCCUGUGAUAUUUCUGUCCUUGAUAUUCAUCAGGAUUUGGACUGGAAUCCUAAAGUUUCCACCCUGAAUGUCUGGCCUCUUUAUAUCUGUGAUGAUGGUGCAGUCAUAUUUUAUAGGGAUAAAACAGAAGAAUUAAUGGAGUUAACAGAUGAGCAAAGAAAUGAACUGAUGAAAAAAGAAAGUAGUCGACUCCAGAAGACGGGACACCGUGUAACGUACUCACCUCGGAAGGAGAAAGCACUAAAAAUAUAUCUGGAUGGAGCACCAAAUAAAGAUCUGACUCAAGACUGACUCUGCUAGUGUAGCAUUUUCCCUGGGGGAUUUUUGGUUUUAAUUAGAUGGUUCACUGCUACUGUGUAGUGCCAUUAUGGCGGGACAUGGUUAGGGGUAACCCAGUGACACCAGCACUGAUUGGACUGCCCUUCACCAAUCAGAAGCUCAGUGCCCAAUGGGCCACUGUUUUGACUUGGAAUCAUGUUGUGCACUAUAGUCAAAAGUACUGUAAAGUGAAAAGGGAUGUGCAAAAGAAUAAAAACAAGCAAACAAAAAAAAAAACAAAAAGCAAAACCUGCUACUAGAAAAGGGGGAAGGGGAAUGAGUACAAUUCUUUUAUUGCGGACAAAUGUGCACAUAGCUGCUAGUAAAACUAGCCUCAAACAGGAUGCUCAUAGCUUCAUAAUAAAAGCUGUGCAAAGGCCAUGAA
Lontra canadensis (Northern American river otter) is the source of this 4755-nucleotide messenger RNA. RefSeq names its product ubiquitin specific peptidase 47 (gene USP47). The coding region runs from base 216 to 4343 and encodes 1375 amino acids. The record is from RefSeq and is a predicted model, not a curated record. The transcript is spliced from 29 exons. NCBI's taxonomy places the organism in Eukaryota, Metazoa, Chordata, Mammalia, Carnivora, Mustelidae. Gene Ontology annotation, molecular function: cysteine-type deubiquitinase activity; cysteine-type endopeptidase activity. Gene Ontology annotation, biological process: protein deubiquitination. Gene Ontology annotation, cellular component: cytosol; nucleus.